This is a messenger RNA of Pelagomonas calceolata, 1099 nucleotides long. The record is from the annotation of a GenBank genome assembly. NCBI's taxonomy places the organism in Eukaryota, Pelagophyceae, Pelagomonadales, Pelagomonadaceae.
GUUCGAGAUUUUAAUCACAACGAGUGCGAAAAAAGGGUAUGACGUCCAUUAGUCAUGAUGAGAGGCCACAUCCAUCAAUAGCUGAUGUCUUGGCUGCCUGUGGGGCUGCCCUGGUCGAGGCCACGCCUGCUAUCGAUUUCAUAGCGCUGUGCGCGACGUCGAAGCGCACCGCGACGGUGACGGAUCCCACGGUGCUCAAGGCGCUCGAGGAACAGCUACCCGUGCUGGGCAGCGAGUUCGUCAAGAGACGCCUCGCGGCCACGCACCCGCUGCGCGUCCUGACGAGCCUCGCACAGCAGUCGAGGCAGCGCCCUCGUGACACCGUCGUGACGCGCACAUGUGAAGUCGUCUGCGAAAUUAAGCUGGACUGCGGCGGACGCCUCGUGCAGCGCGGGCAGCUUACUGAUGUCGAAGCAUGGGAUUAUGGUGUCGAGGACGCCCAUACUUGUGCGAAACUCGAACUCACCGGCGCGAACCACGACAGGGUAAUAAGCAGGACGGGGAUAAACUAUUACGAACUGUCGGAAGGAUGGAUGUUCAAUCAAGCGCUCCGCCCUGAAGAGGCUCAUUUCCUUGCCGCCAGGCCCACCGAAGAGUGGACGGAGGAGGCUGAACGAGCUGCUGGUGGGGUAUGGACGGUCUUAGAUGAGUGGGAAGACUUGUUGGAAAGACUUGUUGGCAGCGCCAGGGUCUUUCUCGUGCGCGAGGACGGGAAGAGUCUUUUAGUGUUUGAGGAUAGACUGCGGCUCAAUUUUCAACACCCUCACAAGGAGCAACUGUCUAAGGACCAUAUAAAUCUCGAGGGUUAUUAUGACACCCCUGAACACGAAUUUGCGAUGUGCCUGGAGGCCCGACGGUUGGUGAACAUGCGUUCCAUGGCGACGCCAGUUUGCGAAGCCGAGAUUAUAACAAAGUCAGCGCCUAUUCCCCUGCCUGGUUCUUAUCAAGAUGGGGACGGCCGCGUUUGCCCGACGCAUUUCGGCAUCCGCGGCGACGCCGUGAAGUUGAGCUUCGCAGGCAUCGCUACCAAAAACCUCGCGGAUCUCCUCCACUACCUCGACUGCGUCGGGGACUGGAAGUAGUACAGAAACUUAAAAAC